UUUGCUAAAAUUUGAUUCAAUCUCUGUAACAAGUGGGUAUUUGACCUGGGAAAUUGUCCUACUUGAGUUGGAGAAUAUCUUCCAGAACAAUCCUCUCAUCUUGAAUUUAGAAACUGUCCCAUCAGCCAGAGUUCCAAAAGAUCUUUUUGUUGGGUUUUUUAAAGCAAAGAAAGAAAAAAAAAAAAGGAGAGAACAUCGGUAGAAGAUGAAGAGCAGAGCACAUAAAAUGGAGAGGAGUAUAUCACUCCAACUCAAAGAUAUCAUUGAUAUUUUACUACAUUUAUAGCAGAAACAAUACAAUAAAAAACAAUUUUUUUCUCACCUAACAUUUUACCCAAUACAAGAAAAUAUUAAGCAUUUAAAACAAAAGAUUACAUUCAAAGAUUUACUGCCAUUUCUUGUAGCGCAUGUGAAGCUCCAUUGUGCUGUCACUUUGCUGCUACUCUGUAAUCAUGUUGCAGCUCUCACGUCCUUCCAUUUGCUGCUACUUUGGCAGCUUGAACACCACAACUCCAACACUUUUAACACCAAGAAUGCAUGUAGUUGAUCUGAUGGGACUAAAAAAAUAUGAACAACCAUUCUACUUUCUGUGGCAGUGCAAAGGGUGAAAGAAAGAGAAAGGUCCAUGAUGAUGAUUGAUGAGGUAUCCAUGGCCAUGCAAAAAGCAAAUUUCAAAAGUAAAAAAUGUUAAUGUACCGUGAUGUUGUGAAUGAUAAGAGAGUUUGAUGUAGAAGCAUCCUAUUACUGAAGAAUGAGGUUCUUUUCCGCCACCACAUAAGCCUUUCUGCCUUGUUGACUCUUGGAGUUUAUAGUUUAUUCAUUUAUAUCCAAACCAAAAAAGUUAAGUGCCUUCUAAGGCACUCUUUCUCAUUUGGUUUUUGAACUCCAAUCUAUACUGAACAGAAGAGAAUCAAGGCUCUUAUUGGUGUGGCCAAUAACCACACAUUUUUGUUCUUGUUUGCCCAAAUGACAUGCUGUGGUCACCUCUUAUAUGGGAAGUACUAGAAACAAAGAUUUAUGAACUGUUAUUGAUACUUGUAUUUUUCUUGGGUAUGGUACAAAUGGUGUACAUGUUCAUCAAACUCAAAAUUGUUUCAUUUUUUUGGGUCUCCUUUGAAGGGAUCUGAUUAAGAAUAACUUCAAAACCACAGUAGGGCUUUCAUUUGCAGGCUGCUUUAGAACAUUUUUUUACCGUCCAUGCAUCUUGACUUUAACGUUGUGUCCAGCACUCAAUGCGGUACCAAGGCAUGGUUGAGCAAGGGAACAUUUUAAUUUUACAUUAGAACAUUCUGGCCAGUUUAUUUAUUUUAUUUUAUUUUUUUUGACAUUUAUUAAAUUCAAUUUUUGAUU
Molecule: messenger RNA, 1350 nt
Organism: Rubroshorea leprosula
Lineage: Eukaryota; Viridiplantae; Streptophyta; Magnoliopsida; Malvales; Dipterocarpaceae
Source: the annotation of a GenBank genome assembly